AUGUCUCUUGCAUCUAUGGUAGUGUUUGCCAUGGACUCGUCGCCCGAGAUCACGUCCUGCAACAACAAUGACAGGUUAGCGAGUGUGGUCCAUAGUGACUUGGUGAAGAGCUUACGGGAAUCGAAUGAUGCCACAUUACACGCCCAAGAGGCCUGGAUGCAGCUGGAGAGGCUGGCUACGCAUGUACGUUUCGUAGGGAGUGUCGCCGACUUGCUCGACAGGGAGGGUUUGUUCGAAGCUUUCAAGGAUUGCAAGCUCCUGACACGUGACCGACUGGUCUGGCAAGCAAUGGGGUGGUUCCGUACUCCUUUGGACUUGCAUCUCGCCACGGACCACUUGUCGGGACUGGUCAAGGAGGACAGCGCCCAGGCGUCACAGCUCCGAACCUCCUACUACAAGACUCAGUCUGACGUGUUGCUCACAAUUUCGAGGACGACGACGCGCAGCUCGUCCUGUUCAACCUCGGUCGCUUGGUGGAGCUGGACAUGUUCGACCGGUAUAACUCACCUCAUUGGCGAUGCGCUCUCCAGGGCACUGCCUGACGGCAUGGCUGCGUGGUGCAGAGCCCGCAGGGCUCAUUGA
Messenger RNA from Symbiodinium natans, 582 nucleotides. NCBI's taxonomy places the organism in Eukaryota, Dinophyceae, Suessiales, Symbiodiniaceae. The record is from the annotation of a GenBank genome assembly.